Molecule: messenger RNA, 3323 nt
Organism: Setaria italica (foxtail millet)
Lineage: Eukaryota; Viridiplantae; Streptophyta; Magnoliopsida; Poales; Poaceae
Exons: 2
Coding region: 543-3122 (859 amino acids)
Molecular function (GO): protein binding
Source: RefSeq, a predicted model, not a curated record
CCCCAAUCCCCAAUCCACCACCGCAACCUCGGAGGCGACCUCCGUCCUCCCGCCUGGAUCCCCGCCUCCGCCCCCUCGCCCGCCCGAUCGCCAGCCUCCUCCUCCCUCUCGCCCGCCCGGGGUCGCCGGAUUCGCUGCCGGGUGGCCACGUCUGGCCUGCGGCAGUCACGUUGGCGGCCUGGCGACCGCGCAUCCGGCGCCCUUUCGGCGUGGAUGUGGGCGGGGGACUCAUGCCCACUGUUGAGGAAGCUGCCGCAGCCGCAGGCCCGCAGCUGGCACGCUGGAUUGCCGGAUAAGUCUUUGAUUUCUUUGGGAGUCCUGAAAUCCUGUCUUCUCUAGUGUUCGUUUUGGACUCGGGCUGAGACACCUCUCCGUGCCCGGUGCCCCUGCCCCCAUCUUCUACAAUAAAAGUUGAAAAAAAGGGAGAGAUUUUUGCAUCUUUGGGGGCAAUUCAUCUCACCUUAACCAAACGCCGCCGACGCCGUUCAAGCUAAGAUUUUAAGGUGCAAGUUAUCUCAUCAAGUUGAUCAAUUUCGGGUGCCAUGACGACGGGGAAUAAGAGGGUUGGAACAUCUGGCGGUGCACAGGUGCUGCCGGAGGAGAUGAUGACAGAAGUGUUCCUGCGGCUGCCCGUCAAAUCCAUCCUCCAGUGUCGGGCCGUCUGCCGGUCCUGGGCUGAUGUGCUUUCUUCUGAGGAAUUCUGCCGCCUUCACAUGGCAAGGGCUGAGGCAGCGUCAGCGACACCUAAGCUGUUUUUCACCUCACCAACAUCUGGUUUCGAUGCCACAUCGGUGUACUUAGGCUCAUCAUCGGGCCCUGAUGAUGGUCUGCUGUUCACUUUGAACAAUGUACGUGGUGAUUUCAUGGAUAUGACAUCUUCACCGUGCCAUGGACUCACCCUUCUAUACGAUGCUGUGGCACCAGCUUACUAUGUUUUCAAUGCAGCCACAAGAACAGUCACCAGGUUGCCGCCUUGCCAAGAUUCGGCAUAUGCCACUGCUGGACUCACGUUUGAUGCCCGGACUAAGGAGUACAAGGUGGUGAGGUUGUUCAAUGGGAAAUAUCUUGAGAAGCAGCAUAUUAAGUGUGAGAUAUACACGCUGGGUGGUAAGCAGGGGGAUUGCUGGAGGCCAGCUGUUGGAGGAGUACCCUUCAGGUUUUGCCUUGCUGCUGAUGUCGCUAUUAGUCAUGCAACAUUAGAUAAACUGCAGCCGGUGUUUGCAGAUGGAUUUCUGAAUUGGCUUAUACAUCCUGAUUUUCUAGUCAUAAGACCACGAGCUGCCAUCCUAUCAUUUUCCAUCACAGACGAGUCCUUUAGAUGGGUCCAUUCACCUCCCUUCGUGGUAUCUGGUGUUCAUCUGGUGGAACUUACUGGUCACUUGUGUAUGGUCCGGGAUCUUCGUAAUGUCUCACCUGAUUGUAGCAUGUUGGAGAUUUGGAAGCUGAAUGAUUAUAGCACUGGUGGUUGGUCGCUGAAGCAUCGCAUUGAUUUAUUACAGCAUGCUGCUAGAGAUUUAACUGACCCACAGAUUAUUAGAGUUAUCGGUUCAGUUAAUGCUUACGGGUCAACAAAGAAGGUAGUCAUUGCUACAUCCAAACGCAAGGUUAUUGCCUACGAUCCUGUGUUGGGAACUCUAGAAACCAUUCUUGCAAUUAGAGAAACCUAUUCAUCUUAUCAAACUGAGCAAUCUGCUCUUAGACUCUCUUUAUUUAAAGAGAGUCUUGUUCCAGUGCAUCAAACAAAUGAAGAGAUGGCAUUGUCAACUCCCCUGGCUGAGGCGACUAGGGAGAUCCUACUCCGACUCCCAGGUGAUUAUACCGUGCAAGCCAAACUUGUAUGCAAGCAGUGGCUUAGGUUGAUCGAGAAUGAAAGCUUCAUGCACUAUUAUUAUUCACAUAACAACAUGGACAGGAGGCCAAAGAUCAUGCUUGUGGGCAAGGGUACUGGAGGAUCGGGUUUCAGUUUUGCUCCCCUAAAUGAAUUGAAGCAGCACAUUCCCAAUCAUGAUACAUGGCUUGACAUGAAGGUGGUUUGCUCCAAGCCAUGCCAUGGUAUGAAUCUGAUAAGCACUGAAAUGAAGGACUACCUCUACAACCCUUGCACAGGUUACCGUUUUGUCUAUCUCAGUCGAGAGCAGUUCACUCAUAUGCCCUGUAAUAAUCCUGGCUAUGGCUAUAUGCCACAAGACCAUGCUUUUGCUGUUGGCAAUAAGAAUGUUGGUUUGGGGUUCAAUCUGUUGAUGCAAGAGCAUGUUAUAGUCCGUUUUUCGUAUCAACGAAAGGAUUUCAAAACCCGCCAAUAUUUAUUGACGAGUACAGUUAUUACCUGUGGCAUUGGCUGUACGCAAUGCCACUUGUAUCCGCCUUUGCCUGUGAAUGACAUGCCACCAACCUAUAUCAAAGGGCUGCUCUACUGGAUGAGCGAACCAAGGUUGGGCCAGACUUAUGAGAGAGCCAUCGUGUCGUUCGACAUAGCAGCAAAUUCAUUUGGUGUCAUCUCCUGUCCUUCAUGCAUUGCAACAUGGAACAAUAGAUGUUCUUCCCUAGCUUUUGUGGUAGAGCUUGAGGGAAGUUUGUGUGCUGUUCUUGCAAAUCCAGUUGCAGAAGAGCUAGAUAUUUGGAAGCUGGAGAAUGGUGAAUGGAGUAUAGCAUAUAAGGUAAAUUUGAAAGGUUGGUCAGGCUAUUCCCUCAGGGCAAAUGUUGUCAUGCCAUUGGCUGUUGAUCCUAAGGAUGGGAGGAUCUUGCUGAACACAGGAAAGAAACUAGGCAUUUAUGAUCCAAGAAGGCAUUCUAUUGAAAGCUUGUACGAUCUUGAUGAGAUGCUACAUGCCAGAAGUGCAGAAAAAUCGUCACGUUUUGGAGUUUGUGAAGGUUUUGACGUUAACAAAUGCAAACAUUCUGUGAAGAAGUCCUGUACGUGGAAGCCACCGGUAAGGCAGCUCAAGAUCUUUAAUGGGUCUUCGCCUGCUUUAUCUUGGAAGAUUUCUGCAAGCUCCAGUGGUGCACAACCUUUGGAGGAAACAAAUCAAUAUACUAGAAUUAUGCCCUUGGUCCCUAUAUUAUACGAGGAGAGCCUAGCAAGUUAUCCCCGUGUGCGCAAAGCAAGGUGUUUAGAACGAUAACAUAUUGUUAACUACAAUCUGCUUCUUUUUUAGUUCAUAUUUAGAGCCUGGGAUGUCGCAGACAAACCCUUCAUUGCCAAUGCUGUCUUUCUAGUAUAGUUUGAUAAUGUAUUAGGGUCUCUCCAUGUUUCUUGUACAUUUGAUUUCUCUUUGGUUGUUAUAAUGAAAUCAGUCUCCUAGUCAAUGUUUCCAAGAAGAUUA